GCGCCCUGAGCCGGGGGUGCGUGAAGCAGCUUCGGGGGCCGGGGCCACAGGGCAGCUUUCACCAUGCAUCAGUCCCUGACUCAGCAGCGGUCCAGCGACAUGUCCCUGCCCGAUUCCAUGGGAGCCUUCAAUCGAAGGAAACGAAACUCCAUCUAUGUCACCGUGACUUUGCUUAUCGUGUCUGUGUUAAUUCUCACGGUGGGCCUUGCCGCAACCACUAGGACCCAGAAUGUGACUGUCGGAGGUUAUUACCCAGGAGUUAUUCUCGGCUUUGGAUCAUUCCUUGGAAUCAUCGGAUCAAACCUCGUUGAAAACAAACGGCAGAUGCUGGUGGCCUCUAUCGUCUUUAUCAGCUUUGGUGUGAUUGCAGCCUUUUGUUGUGCCAUAGUCGACGGGGUCUUUGCUGCCAGACACAUUGAUCUGAAACCUCUCUAUGCUAACCGGUGCCACUACGUCCCCAAGACAUCCCAGAAGGAAGCUGAGGAGGUGAACUGCCCUCACCUCAGCCCUGGAUUCUGCACGCCUCGCAUCCGGGGCAACACCUGCUUCUGCUGUGACCUCUACAACUGUGGCAAUCGCGUGGAGAUCACCGGCGGGUACUACGAAUACAUUGACGUCAGCAGCUGCCAAGACAUCAUUCACCUCUACCACCUGCUCUGGUCUGCCACCAUCCUCAACAUCGUGGGUCUGUUCCUGGGCAUCAUCACUGCCGCUGUCCUUGGAGGCUUUAAGGACAUGAACCCAACUCUGCCAGCACUGAACUGUUCUGUUGAAAACGCCCAUCCCACUGUUUCUUACUAUGCUCGUCCUCAAGUGGCAUCGUACAAUACCUACUACCAUAGCCCUCCCCACCUGCCGCCAUAUUCUGCUUAUGACUUUCAGCAUUCCGGUGUCUUCCCAUCCUCCCCUCCCUCUGGACUUUCUGAUGAGCCCCAGUCGGCCUCGCCUUCGCCCAGCUACAUGUGGUCCUCGAGCGCACCACCCCGCUACUCUCCGCCCUACUACCCGCCUUUUGAAAAACCACCACCUUACAGCCCCUAAAGAGGAAUACCUGCUGGCUGUUGAGAUUACUGUGGCUUUUGUAUUUCUGCUUUAGUGGAAGUGUGUAGGGUACAAAAUUUAAAGUGUGAUUCUUAAUGCAUAAAGUUUUACGAAGGCCUGCCAAGCUAGGGAAAGAUAGGGAUGAAGCUUAUUCCUUAUCGGUGCAGAGCAGGGGUGGCGAGGCUGAACCCAGCACUUCCAAGGGCAGAGCGCACUCUCUAAGCAAGACUGGGGAGCCAUUCCCACAAGAAGCUUGUCCCCAUUUGGACCUGCAUUGUUUCCCUAUGGCACCACCUCUGUAUUCAGUGGCAGCGUGGUUGCCACCUCUUUCACUUUGUCCUCAGACCCUUGGCAGAUUGCCACCCUAGCACCUUGGGUGAAGUACCUGGCUUAUAUAUAGGCCCUAUCUUUCCCUACCACUAAAGUCAGUCCCUAAGGAAAAUUUCCCAGAUGGAGCUACCCAGUGGUUCCAAUACAGAGAGUUCUGGCUCAGAUUUUGUUUGUGUCUGGAUGUCGAAAAACGCUGCCUGUAUCUUGUACUCCUUUCUUCUCUGUGAGUAUUGUAAAAAUGGCUGUUGUGAUCAUUCAGCUCAGCUUUCGUUAUCAGUACCUCCCAAAGGGAAAAGUGCAAUAUUCCCUCGAGUCGUGGGGAACAGGAUCGAUUGUUUAGGAUGCACUGAAAUACAAAGAGCAACAUGUGAGGUGUUUUGAGAUGAUCUGUUACACAUCCGUAACUUAGGAGACAGUGGUGGUGCAGUAUUACAAAAGACAUUCGCUAUGGGAGAUAGAAAUCUUACGGUUAAAAUUCGGAGUUAAAAAUGCUAGAUUAGGUUCCUGGGUGGUGAUACGAAUUGUUACUAAUCUUUGUGACUAUUUAAUCUUCAAAUAUUGUGCUUCAAUCCCAGCAAACCGCACGUAUCCUGCACCCCACCCCAAAAGAAUCAUCUGUAUUUUAACACCACUGCUCUUAUUGGUCCUUUUUUUUGUUGAGACCAAUCAUGACAGUGUUCAAGAUUAUCAAAGUGUUGCAAUGCCGCUUUAAGUCUGCAAAACCUCAAAAGUAGCUAACUUGACAAAUCUUAAGUGUUACCGUAGAUUUAAAAAUCCAUCUGGCACAUUGUGGUAGGUGUUUGUUCGGUUCUUUUAAUUAUGCAUAGCUUUAAACCAUCCACCUGACGAAUUUAACACUUUGGCACCCAUGCCUUCACUUCAGAAUGAACACUUUCACUGCGAUCUUAUGUUAACCUGAGAAAUGAUUGAUUUAAAGGAAGACUGAUAAUCCUACACUUGUAUAAUGUAAAAAAUACAGGGGCUACAGGAGGGUACCUAAUUUGACAGUUCUGCAAACACACAGAACACAUACUGGAAAUUUUUCCGGCCAAUUUCGCUACCUCCCGACUUGAUGGAGUAGAGGUAGCAGGCAAAUGCUGGUGCUCCCAUCUACCUUGUAGACACCCAGCCAUCAAGAAUUAUCAAGGCACAACAAGUGCACUCAUUGUUCACAGUAAAUGUCUGCAAAGCAUUCAGUUUAACUUCCAGCAUCAUGAUUGAUGCCUCAUCCAGAGUUCAAAUCGGACAAGCUACAAUCUCUUUGUGUCAUAUAAAAUUAACUCUUAUUUUCUACAGUUCUGAGCAUAUUAAAUUCUAUUGGAUUUCAAAAAGGGACUAAUAACCAAUUGACUUACUAUACAAAUACCAACUUGUAAUACUCGAAAUUUUUUUUGCCAUUUACACUGUACCUUUUGCUUUAGUGAACAUGUAGGAGUAUUUAAUUUUUUAAAAGGCACCAUUACACAGUAUAUUCUACAUUUAUCACAUUUCUUAAAGUGUUAAGACUCUGACUCAUUUCUAUGUAUUUUUCUUACUUUACAAAAUAACUUGAAACAGAAUAGAUUUUGUAACACUUAAUUUGAGCAGCUUCUUUUUUAUUACAUUGAAUUAUAUAAAGUGCAUGUUACCUUAGAAAAAUUAAUAUUUGCUGCUUUACUCUUUUGCAAAACAUUUGCUGUAAUGAAGGAAUUUGUAUUUCCAAUAUGUACCUUCACUGCAUUUUGUAAUAUUUACUGCUUUAUUCCUAAUUCUGCUUUACAGUAUUGAACUGGGCAUGAAACAUUAAAAUAUUAAUCCAGAACCUGUAUAAACUGGAUGUUGCUUAAAAUCUGUAUCACUGCCAUGUUGGAAACCCAGACUGCUUUUGUGAUGUUUCAAAUUAAUAAAACUAUCAUCCUCCUUAUCCACGUAUGUGCAUCUUCAUGGAACCUACAUAAGUAUUACAGACAUCCCGAAGCAACGGACAGAAAAGCCCACUCACUUUUGACUAUGAGCUCAAGGUACAAUGGGGAUGUGAUUAACCAACAUAUAAAACCUGUCAGAAGAUAGAAGAGGGACAGUAAAGUAUCCUACAAACUGAGAAGGCAUUUUGAGACCUAACAAGGAAGCAAGCGAAGCAAGC
Molecule: messenger RNA, 3493 nt
Organism: Nyctereutes procyonoides (raccoon dog)
Lineage: Eukaryota; Metazoa; Chordata; Mammalia; Carnivora; Canidae
Gene: TMEM255A
Product: transmembrane protein 255A
Exons: 9
Coding region: 64-1041 (325 amino acids)
Source: RefSeq, a predicted model, not a curated record